Messenger RNA from Brassicogethes aeneus, 873 nucleotides. Lineage: Eukaryota; Metazoa; Arthropoda; Insecta; Coleoptera; Nitidulidae. The record is from the annotation of a GenBank genome assembly.
GAGUGCCUUGUCCGUCACAGACAGGCAAUUAUUUUUCUGUAACUUUAAAAAGUCAAGACAAUCCCAUUAAAUAAUUCGUUAAAAGUCUCAGUGUCAGGUAAAACAAAAUGCCGAAGAAUAAGGGAAAGGGGGGUAAAAAUAGGAGAAGAGGAAAGAACGAAAAUGAAACAGAAAAACGUGAAUUGGUGUUUAAAGAAGAUGGCCAAGAAUAUGCACAAGUUACAAAAAUGCUUGGAAAUGGUCGAUUAGAAGCUAUGUGCUUCGAUGGUGUUAAGAGGUUAUGUCACAUUAGAGGGAAGCUUCGAAAAAAGGUAUGGAUUAAUCAAGGUGAUAUAAUUUUAAUUGGUUUGCGAGAUUACCAAGAUGCCAAAGCCGAUGUCAUCCUAAAAUACACACCAGAUGAAGCUAGGAACUUAAAAACAUAUGGAGAAUUCCCAGAAUCUGUCAGAAUUAACGAAACAGUUACGUUUGUUGAAGAAGGUUUCGAUGAAGAUAUUGAGUUUGGUGAUGAUAUUAGUUCGUCAGACGAGGCAGAUCCUGUUGAUGGUAUCUGAUGUUCACAAGUAAAUUAUUUCAGCUAUAAACUGUCAUCAAUAUUAACUAAACUCGGAUCAAUAGUAACUGAAUAUAAUACCCAAUUAUUUGCAUUAAAACGAUUAUAAAUAAAAAGUUAAUAGUUGCACCUGUGUGAAUAAUUAGUAUAAUUUUUCGUUUUACUUCUCUUAUAUUUUGUAUAUUAUUUAUAAAGUGCAUCCUAGUUGACAUCAAUAUAUUGUUAUAAUAUAUUUUUAUUGAGAUAUAUACAUUUGCUCUUAUUUAAAUGUCAGGUUUUGUUUUUUAUUUAAUAUAAGUUACAACCAAAUCUAUUCAAAC